AUGAGAUUCUCAAGACGACUUUUUCAACACUUCCGACAAUAUUUGGAUCAUUAUUCCCAGUACAAUCCUUCACCACUUUCCAUGAAACAGUUCAUUGAUUUUGGGAGUCAGAAUGCUUGUGAGAAAACUUCCUUUGAAUUUCUGCGCAAAGAACUACCAGUUCGACUUGCCAAUAUCAUGAAGGAGAUUAAUCUUCUUCCAGAUAAUCUGCUACAAAUGCCAUCAGUAGCAAUGGUGCAAGGCUGGUAUCAGCUGAGUUUCAAAGAAAUCCUUGCCUAUGAGCAUGCUGAUCCUGAUGAUGCAGAGAUGUUAGAAAAUUUUACAGAAAGGUUGGUGAAGAUCAGGAACAGGCACACCAAUGUGGUGGAGACAAUGGCCCAGGGAGUAAUAGAACUGAAGGAAUCUCAUGGCAUUGACAGUAACACAGAAACUCGCAUUCAGUAUUUUUUGGAUCGAUUCUACAUGAGCAGAAUCAGUAUUAGAAUGUUGAUUAACCAGCACACUCUACUGUUUGGUUCUCAACUAUCUCAAAAUACACGCCAUAUUGGUUGCAUAGAUCCCAACUGUGUUGUAAUUGAUGUUGUCAAAGAUUCUUAUGAAAAUGCCAAGUUUUUGUGUGAUCAGUAUUACCUCACAGCUCCAGAAGUGAAGAUUACAAGUCUCAAUGCUACAGCUGAAGAGAAAGCUGAACAAAUUCGAAUGGUAUAUGUUCCUUCACAUUUAUACCACAUACUUUUUGAGCUGUUCAAGAAUGCAAUGCGCGCAGUUGUUGAAUUUCAUAAUGAAGAUGUGGAGUUGCCACAUCUGGAAGUGAUGAUAACUAAAGGAGUAGAAGAUGUAAGCAUAAAAAUGAGUGACAAAGGUGGUGGUAUUCCACGAAGCAAGUCUGAAAUGCUCUUCCAUUAUAUGUAUUCAACUGCUCCACAGCCAAUGCGUUCAGAUAAUGGAUCUGCUCCACUUGCUGGCUAUGGUUAUGGUUUACCAUUGUCUCGUCUGUAUGCUCGAUACUUUCAUGGAGACUUGAUCUUGAGUUCUGUGGAAGGCUGUGGAACAGAUGCUUUCAUUUAUUUAAAAUUAUUCCCAAGUGAGGCAAAUGAGCUUUUACCUGUAUAUAAUACAACUGCAUCUAAAAUGUAUCAUUCAGACACCUUAAUAUCUGACUGGAGCUCUCCCGGUGCUGGAACGACAAUGAGUAGGGGUUAG
Molecule: messenger RNA, 1203 nt
Organism: Acanthosepion pharaonis
Lineage: Eukaryota; Metazoa; Mollusca; Cephalopoda; Sepiida; Sepiidae
Source: the annotation of a GenBank genome assembly